AUGGCAACGGCUUCGGACGCGGUCGACUUUGACUUGGAGACGGUCAACAAUGUCGAGGAGGCGGCGUACCAGGACGGCUACCAGCAAGGCUUCGACCACGGCGCGCUGCAUGGGACGUUCGAAGGGCGUGAACUAGGGCGCGAGAAGGGCUUCGAGCUUUGGGAGGAAGUAGCUUUCUAUCGAGGCUUGGCCAAGGUGUGGAAGGAGUGUCUGGAGCAAGCGGAAGCGGUGGGUCACGCCUCGCGGAAGCAGUCCAAGCAGCUCCAGCACCUGGCCGGGCUCGAGAAGCUCAUCUCCUUUUUCCCCACCACCAACACGUCGGACCCCUCAACGGACCUGCGCCCGACCGAGCCCACGGAAGAGGCUGGGGAGGAAAGCGAGGAUACCGAGGCCGAGACGACGAACGAUGACGAUCUCGCCAAGCUCGACAUGCUGGCGUUGCUGGAGAAGAUUCGAGCCAAGUACCGGCUGACAUGCUCGGUGCUGGGAAUAGCGCCGCAGCGCGCGCCGUCACUGGCGCAGAUCGGCCGUAGUCGCCAGGACGACGAUUCCGAAAACGUCGCGCGAGCGGAGAGCAAGUCGGUGCUGGUGGCUGGCAAGUUGGUGGACCCAACACAGCUCAAGUACUGA
Moesziomyces antarcticus is the source of this 630-nucleotide messenger RNA. RefSeq names its product DUF1715-domain-containing protein. Lineage: Eukaryota; Fungi; Basidiomycota; Ustilaginomycetes; Ustilaginales; Ustilaginaceae. The transcript has a single exon. The record is from RefSeq and is a predicted model, not a curated record. Bases 1 to 630 code for a protein of 209 amino acids.